AUAACAAUCGGGGAGCUUCAUUUUCCGGAAAACCUGGUCGUCGAUGUAGGCGUUGGAUUUAGCUUCACCUGCCGAGCUAGCCAUCCUUCUCGCAGUCCCGAGGUGGUCUUCGACGAUGGUCGCCCUUUGAAUGGAGAUACUCGCUUUGUCGUCACCCGUCCGGAGCCUUCAGUUGUCCGAGUUGAGGUGCCACAGGGUCUGAAGAUGCAGGACAAUAACAUGCGGUUCAAAUGUAAACUCGGACGUCCGCUGGAUCCACAACGAGAUCCGUCACCGGCCACGUUGCUGGUUGUCGUCAACCAAAAGUGCGCCGUCGGUACGAGAAAUUGUUCUCAUCCCGGCCGGAGUGGACUGCUCUUUCGACCUCGCAUCGGUCUUAUCAACACCCUCAGCGGGGGUCGAACCGCGACAGUGUAG
Molecule: messenger RNA, 417 nt
Organism: Protopolystoma xenopodis
Lineage: Eukaryota; Metazoa; Platyhelminthes; Monogenea; Polystomatidea; Polystomatidae
Source: the annotation of a GenBank genome assembly